AUGAAAGUGAAAGUGAAGGAGAGAGAGAGAGAGAGAGCGCAGUCUCCGGCUGAACAGAAGUGGAUUCGGAGCCGGACAGAAGGUGUAACUGUGGCGGAUCGUGCUAACCCCAUGCGGAUCUUUCGGCGUGUCUUUGUUGGACGAGAAUGCAACGACAACGAGGAAAUACCAAGGAGUAAAAGGAAGGAUUCCACAGGCAGUACGAGGCUGGUGGACGUUGGCAUGUGCAGCACACAGGAUGCGUCUGGGAAGAAAGCGAAAUCCCAGCAAUCAGUGGCAAACUCUCCUGAUGAGCCAAUCGCUAGAUGCCUGGAUAUGGAGGAAGGGCCAAGCCAGCUGAAGUCUCCAUGGCCCUACUCCUGUGGCAAGUUCAAAAAUGGUUUAGUGGGGCUGUCUAAUGGUGGCCUGACCUGCUGUGUCAACGUACUGCUCCAGAGCUUCUACCUAACUCCUGAAUUCACAUCCACACUACAGCGGUGGGAACAGAUGGAAAAGAAUGUUAAUCUGAGGAACGUCCCUUACCACAUGUGUCGAUUGUUUGACCAGAUGCAGACCUCAAAGUCUGGUCAAGUGAGCGCGGAGAUGUUUCUUCACUGUCUCAAGCUGAACCAUGUGAAAGUGCACACACAGAAUGAUGCAGCGGAACUGUUUCUCAUCAUUUUUAACCUUUUACUGGAUCACUUACAAACUUCAGCUAUUGUCGAGGAGAUGAAGAGACUGUAUGAGAUCAAAGUAGAACAGCUUGUGCAGUGUUCGUGUGGCGAAGUUACUGUGAAAGACAGCAGGUUUUGGAGCCUACCUGUGCCAGUGAUAGAGACCCAGUGUGGCAAAGAUUUUACGCUGGAAGAUGGCUUGACACAGUUUUUCUCUCCCCAGUCCGUGAGGAGCAAUAGCAGAUGCCCAAACCAUGAUUGCAAGAUGAAACAUUCAGUGCAAAAGAGUUUCAAGCUCAUCUCGGUCCCUGAGGUUCUGAACCUGCACCUGAAUCGAUUCUGUGCUCUGUCAGUUCGACAUGGUUUCACCACGAAGAUGUACAACUCAGUGACAUUUCCCCAAACCCUAAACCUCAAGUUGUUUCCAGUCUCAGAAAGAAGCCAGACAUGUGGAAAUGGCCAGGAAUCUUGGAACUACCAGCUUUACGCGGUGCUGGUCCACAUUGGGAGUGCAUUAUUUGGACAUUAUAUUGCAUAUGUGAAAUCCUUCAAAGACUCCAUGUGGUAUAAACUGGAUGAUUCCUCUGUGUCACGGGCGAAUUGGAUGGAUGUUACAUCGACCUUUGGGGGCCAUGGCUCCAUGUGGAGUGAGACUGCAUAUGUGCUACUGUACAGGAGAAUGAAAACAGAUGAUACAAAACCCUCUUCUGGUGCACAGACUGUUGGCUUGUGAAGAAAACUGCUUGUUGGAGCAGGAUCUAAUCUUUCUCAUUUCUGUAAUGACAGCUGUCAAUAACAAUUUGCAUUUA
Messenger RNA from Chiloscyllium plagiosum (whitespotted bambooshark), 1462 nucleotides. RefSeq names its product ubiquitin specific peptidase 18 (gene usp18). Gene Ontology annotation, molecular function: cysteine-type deubiquitinase activity. The record is from RefSeq and is a predicted model, not a curated record. Gene Ontology annotation, biological process: protein deubiquitination. NCBI's taxonomy places the organism in Eukaryota, Metazoa, Chordata, Chondrichthyes, Orectolobiformes, Hemiscylliidae. Gene Ontology annotation, cellular component: nucleus; cytosol.